CUAGUCUCCUUUCGCUUGUAAUGCCAGAACGGAAGCGUUAGCCGUUACGCUCUUUUGGCUAAUGGUUGCAGGCUUGUCUUCUAGUGGCUUUGGUCCGUAUUACGCAAAGUGGAAAAGCUGGUCCAGGUGUGGGACGGACAGGUAAAACAGGUACGGGACUGUGUGAAACUGACUCUCCGGUCGAUGUACAAUUCUUCCCGGUUUUAUAAAGAAAGCACAUAUAAUAAGCCAAACUGACUGCGCUGAUAUUUAUCUAAAGAGGACAUCAGGAUGAAGAACGAGGGAAACACAGAUAAACGGCCUGACAACACUGCAUUCACGCAGCAACGGCUCCCAGCAUGGCAGCCCAUUCUCUCCGCUGGCAUCGUCAUUCCCGGCUUUCUCCUCAUUGGUUUGGCUUUCAUAGGCAUCGGAAUUGGCCUCUUUCUGACCUCACAGACCAUCCAAGUGCAGGAGAUGGAUUACACAGGCUUUGAAGCAGAUUCACCCUGUUUCAAGUGUACGAGACUAAGCAACCAAAACUGCACCUGUGAAGUCACAUUCUCCCUCAGCACAUUAUUUAAGGGUCCUGUCUUCUUUUACUAUGGCCUGUCUAAUUACUACCAGAACUUCAGAAGAUAUGGUGUGUCAAAAGAUUAUAAUCAGCUCACUGGCGAUACACUAUAUUUCAAGAGUCCAGACAGGGAUUGCGAUCCAUUUUCGAAAGACUCAAAACAGAACUACAUUGUCCCGUGUGGCGCUAUAGCGAAUAGCCUUUUCAAUGACACAUUUGAGCUCUACCAAAUAAUCAAUGAUACGAAGAAGCAGGUGCCAUUAGAUGGAAGAGGAAUCUCCUGGUGGACUGAUUACAACAUAAAGUACAGGAACCCUUCGCCUGUGAAUGGCUCCUUAGCAAAAGCUUUUGAUGGUACAGUGAAGCCCAUUAACUGGCCCAGGCCAGCAUACGAGCUGGACCUCACAGACCCAAACAACAAUGGUUUCCUGAACCAGGACUUUCUUGUGUGGAUGAGGAGGGCUGCACUUCCUCAGUUCAGGAAGCUGUACCGGCGAAUCACAGAUGGGGAUUAUGCCGCGGGGCUCCCUGCUGGAAACUACUCUCUGACAGUGCAUUACAACUACCCAGUACUGAGUUUUGAUGGACGUAAGACGGUGGUCUUCAGCAAUGUGUCUUGGAUGGGAGGGAAGAACAACUUCUUGGGCAUUGCUUAUUUAGUAGUUGGCUCUUUGUGUGUGGUAAUGUCAGUGGUUAUGUUAGUUGUUUAUGCCAAAUUCAAAUUCUCAGAUGAUGAGGCAUGAUGAUGCAAGGUAGCUUUGCUUAUAAAGACCAUCUCGUACAUGCAUCAAAAAACAAGAAAGCAAAGAAAUUAGGCAUUCGUUAGGAUGCAGCCAAAUGUUAUUUUGAGACAUAAACAUCAUGUUUUUAUAAUCACAUGUUAGAAAUUUCUAACUUCCGGGUAUUUGUUUAUUUUUAAUCCGGAAUUGUUCAUUUACUAAAAGAACAUUAAUGUUCCAAGAGUGACAUCUUCAAAUGAGUUCAAGAAUCUAAAGAUCAAAAAUGUUAUCCGAGGUCAUCUUUCAGGGAAUGUUGCAGGGUUUUUUUUAUAUACUUUGACUCUCUCUCAGGUAUAAAAGAUGAAUUAGCAGUUUGAUUAGCUAUUUUGUUUAGUUUCUGGACAAUACAGAUCAAAGAUUUUAAUGAUUUUUACAUUUGUUUAAAACGUAGACUUCUUGACACCUCAAGAAAUGUUUAACAGAUAUAUGGACAGAGACAGUCUCAGGUGCCAUGUCUACCUGUCAAAUUCAUAGCUUGGUUGAAGCUUUGUGUAUGUUUCAUAUAUUGAGAAUUAAAAUGUGUUGUUGCUUGUAUAUUUUCUGUAUUAAACUUAAAAUGCUGUUUUAUUAUAUUAAAACAUUUACACAAGCA
Messenger RNA from Carassius carassius (crucian carp), 1924 nucleotides. RefSeq names its product cell cycle control protein 50B-like. The record is from RefSeq and is a predicted model, not a curated record. Gene Ontology annotation, cellular component: endoplasmic reticulum; Golgi apparatus; plasma membrane. Gene Ontology annotation, biological process: phospholipid translocation. The transcript has 8 exons. The coding region runs from base 271 to 1296 and encodes 341 amino acids. Lineage: Eukaryota; Metazoa; Chordata; Actinopteri; Cypriniformes; Cyprinidae.